AUGAUAGUUGUGAGAGACAAGUCUGGUGGAUUUGUAGUCAAUAUAUUUGAUGAAGCUCACACUCAUCCUAUGACAAGUCCAAAAAGACUCCACUUGCUGAAGUCCAAUUGUCGACUUACUAAAGCUCAGAGAUCAUUAUGGGAACAACUAUACAUGGUAAACAUACCCACACACCAGCAAUUUGACAUUCUUGGAGUGCAAGCAGGAGGAUUUCAGUACAUUGGUUGUACACAACAAGAUUUGUACAAUCUUGAAAGGGAUAAGCGUAAAGAGACAAAAGGGCAUGAUGGAGAAAUGUUGCAUGACUACUUUCUGCUAGAGCAAGAAAAAAAUUCCGGGUUCUUUUUCACAAUAAAGGCAGAUUUUGAAAAUAGGAUUACUCAUUGUUUUUGGGCUGAUGCAAUUUCAAGACAGUCGUAUAAGUUUUAUGGUGAUGUGAUUAUCUUUGACACAACAUACCAAACCAAUCGGUAUAGUUUGAUUUUUGCACCAUUGAUGGGGAUAAAUAACCAUGGUCAGACAAUUGUGUUUGGAGCUGCAUUCUUAAGUGACGAGACUACAGCUUCAUUUGUGUGGUUGUUGAAAGAAUUUUUGAAUGCUAUGCCAGGGGGUCCUCCUAAAAUGAUCAUUACUGAUCAAGAUCCAGCCAUGGAAAAAGCUAUUUCUGAAAUCCUCCCAGACACAUUUCACAGAUAUUGUAGCUGGCAUAUCUUGAGAAAGUUUUCUGAGAAGCUUGAUGCAAUCAAAUUCAGAGAUCACUACGAUGAAUUCAGAAAUUGCAUUUAUUCAUCUGAGAAUGCAGAGGAGUUUGACUUCAAAUGGAAAUCAGUUCUUGCAAAAAGUGGAUUAAGUGGACAUAAGUGGCUGCAAUCAAUUUAUGAAAUUCGGUUUAGAUGGGUGUCGGCUUAUAUGAACCACAUUUUCUCAGCUGGCAUGGCAAGUAGUCAACGAGCAGAAAGUGCGCAUUCCUUUUUUAAGGAUUAUAUUUCUCAUAAAAAUUCUCUAGUGGACUUCAUGGUUCAGUUUAGUCGGGGUCUUUUACACAAACGGCAUGAGGAGUUGAUUUCAGAUCACAUUGACAUCAAUGAAAAGCCAAGAUUUAAGUGCCCCAUUAAGAUGGAAAGCAAAUGGCUGCUAUUUAUACACGGAAGUACUAUUACAUAUUUCAAGAUCAGUUGUGGGAGAGCUACAGUUACAAUCUUGAGGUCACAAAGGAGGAUGAAAUUAAUUGUAUACUUAAGGUUAUGCGUCAGGAUCAUGAGGAUGGAAGAGCCCGAGUCAUUAUAUCAAUACAUUUUGAAGAGAUGGACAAAAUCUGCAAGGUCUGAGGUUGUGAUGGACAAGAUUGACAUGGAGAUAACUGUUAGGAAGUCCUUACUUGAAAAACGUGGUCUACUGUUCCAGCAAUAUUCACAUGUAAUUGAUAGUGUUGUCUUAAGUGAAGAAGAAAGUCAAUUGUUUCGUGAAACAAUGGAUUCUUUGAUUGAGAAGAUUAGGCCACUACUUGCCAAUAAUAGCAGUGAAGGUGUGGAGCCUUGUGCAAAAACAAGUUCAACUCAUCAGUUUGAUUUUCGAGAACCAAAUGAAGUUAAGACAAAAGGAAGGGCUAAAAGAAUUAAGAGAGGAAAAGAGAAGACAAAUGGAAAACGCAACAGUACCGAUAGACAUUGUCAUGGAUGUGGCAAAGAUGGGCAGACCCAUGACAAACGCAAUUGUCCAAUGCUGAUCAAUCAAUCUGCUGAUGUUGAUACAAAUGAAAAUUUGAGUGAAGAUGACAUAGAUACUGAUAGUUAUUCGUCACAGGAUGAUUAG
This is a messenger RNA of Rosa chinensis, 1812 nucleotides long. RefSeq names its product protein FAR1-RELATED SEQUENCE 5-like. The record is from RefSeq and is a predicted model, not a curated record. The transcript is spliced from 4 exons. Gene Ontology annotation, biological process: regulation of DNA-templated transcription. NCBI's taxonomy places the organism in Eukaryota, Viridiplantae, Streptophyta, Magnoliopsida, Rosales, Rosaceae. Bases 1 to 1812 code for a protein of 603 amino acids.